CAGCUACAGCGGAGACCUGGGUUUUUCUCGUCCCCCUUCUCCUCCUUUUUUUUUUUUUUUUGCGUUUUUUUUUUUUUUUCUUGAAGUCCUCCCCCUUUUCCCUCCCCUUCCCCUGCGCAGAGAAAACUCCCGUGCGAAGCGCAGGCACCGCGCUCUCCCGGCUGGGAAGUUGCGGCAGCUCCGGUGCUCUGCAACCGCGGGGAGAAGGCUCCGGACUUACAAAACCCAGACUGGGGGCCACGGGCUAAACGUUUUGCACCGUUCUUCUUCUUCUUCUUCUUCCUCCUGCACAGACCCGAAAGGCAGCAUCUUUGUGUUUUCUUUUUUUUUUUUUUCCUUUUUGUUUUGCUUUUUGCCCCCUUGCUGCUCCUUUCUCCUCGCAAGCGGCUGUCCGAGCGCCGGGAGCUGCUGCAGCCUGCGGGGCGUUGCGAGCGCUGAGAUAUAAAAAGACAGGAGACAUCCAGGCGGCUCGUCCUUGGCUUUGUUGCUCCGGACAGAAGAAGCCCCAGAAGCCGGGAGGAAGGAGGCGGUGGAAGGAGGGGGCGGGUGGGAAAGAGAGGAAAGGAAGCCAGAAAGCCAAAGUUGAUUUGGAAUAAGGGAGAGCGGCCGGUCCUCUGCCAGGCUGCGCGCUGGAGUGAGGUCUCCAGCCCCCCUCCGCCGGGAGAGGUGCCCGCAAGACAGCGAUGGCAGGAGAGCUCAGCAUCGGAGCCGAGCUGCCCACUAGCCCGCUGGCCAUGGAGUACGUCAACGACUUCGACCUGAUGAAGUUCGACGUGAAGAAAGAACCCCUGAGCAGGAACGACCGCUCGGGCAGGCACUGCACCCGCCUGCAGCCUGCCGGCUCCGUCUCCUCCACCCCCAUCAGCACCCCCUGCAGCUCCGUGCCCUCCUCGCCCAGCUUCAGCCCCACCGAGCAGAAGACCCACUUGGAGGACCUGUACUGGAUGGCCAACAGCUACCAGCAGAUGAAUCCCGAGGCGCUGAACCUCACCCCAGAGGAUGCUGUCGAAGCUCUCAUUGGGUCCCACCAAGUGUCCCAGCAGCUGCAAGGCUUUGAGAGCUUCCGGGCCCACCACCAUCACCAUCACCACCACCACCAACACCACCACCAGUACCCCGCGGUCACUCACGAAGAUCUGGCCGGCAGCGGGCACCCUCACCACCACCACCAUCAUCACCACCAGGCCUCUCCCACCCCCUCCACCUCCUCCAGCUCCUCCCAGCAGCUCCAGAACUCGCACCAGCAGCAUCCCCCCUCCAGCAGCGUGGAGGACCGGUUCUCGGAUGACCAGCUGGUCUCCAUGUCCGUGAGGGAGCUCAACAGGCACCUCCGAGGCUUCACCAAAGACGAGGUGAUCCGCCUCAAGCAGAAGAGGAGGACCUUGAAGAACAGGGGCUAUGCCCAGUCCUGCAGGUAUAAACGUGUCCAGCAGAAGCACCACCUGGAGAACGAAAAGACCCAGCUCAUUCAGCAGGUGGAACAGCUCAAGCAAGAAGUGACCCGGCUCGUCAGAGAGAGAGACGCCUACAAGCUCAAGUGUGAGAAACUUGCCAGCAAUGGCUUCAGAGAGGCCGGCUCCACCAGUGACAACCCGUCUUCCCCAGAGUUCUUCAUGUGAGUGCUUAACAAAAAUAAUUAAAAAAAAAAAACAAAAACAAAAAAAACCCCACUCCCCCAAACCUGACCCCUGUCACCUCCCCCCACCCUCCUCUGACAUCUCCAUCCAUCUGUCUGCUUGACUAGAGAGAAAGAAGGAGAGAAAAAUAGAGACUCGAUUUUUUUUUUUAUUAUUAUUUUUUUUUUUUUGCAGCAUCCAGUCUUCUAGAUUAGCUGUGGGAAAAGUAGGCUGGGGGUGGGGAUGGGAGAGGUAAAGUGCAACUUUUCAACUUUGGUUUGUGAGUUAGAGAGAGGGACAGAGGCAGAAGCAAAGGAGAAAAGGACAAAUGAAGCGUUUUAUAGAUCGCUUGCUUGCAGAACGAGAUGGACUUUAAGAGAAUAAUAAUAAAAAAGGACAAUGAACAAGCCAUCUAUAACAUACUGCCUGCUUGGAAAGAGAGAGGACAUGCACAGCACCAUCUCAUGCACAAUUUACCUGCUUGGAAAAAGAGAAUAAAUAAAAAGGACAAUAUAUGCAAACUCUUCAUAUAUUGCCUGCUUUGAGAAAUAAGUUACAGGACUCAGACGGGACAUUCAAUCUAAGAAAGGAAAGAAAGAAAGAUUGAAAGAAAGAAAGAAAAAAAACUCAUCAGUUUUAUUGCCUGCUUGAUUAUAUAGAAAAAAUACGAAAAUCUGCAUUAAAAAUAUUAAUCCUGCAUGCUGGACAUGUAUGGUAAUAAUUUCUAUUUUGUACCAUUUUCUUGUUUAACUAUAGCAUGUUGAUCAUCGAUCAUAGAUUUCUGUUGUUGUUUUGUUUCAUCGAUAAGAAAAGCAUUACAAGUUAUCAAACUUUUUACUGCUUGUGCAGUUCUGUUCGUUGGUUUUGCUCUCUUAUUUUCUUUUAUGGUUGUUAGCUUGUAAAUAUCUGCUACUUCAAACCGCACAGGAGAAAAAAAAAAAACAACAAAAACAGAAGCAAAAUAACAUUUCAGCAGGCUGGUUAUACGGUUUGUUUGGUAUUAAAGAGAUACAUAAGGAAAAAAGUUAUGGGCAUUUUGCAUUAGAAAAAGAACCAACUUUGUAUAUCUGGUGCACUUUUAAGUUGUAUUUUUUUGGUUUUUUUUUGUUUUAGUUUUCAUUUUGGUUUUUGUUUGUUGCGGCAGAUACAAAAACGCCUGAAUGGCAUUGACAAACCUAAACUUAACAGGGGAAAAAACCUCUCAUCGGUCACAAGAGCCUACUCCGUGCUUUAAAGUGGCAGCAAAAGCUCUUUCCUUCAGGACAAUUCCCAGCCUGGAGUGGUUAGACUUGGCCAUAUAGUUUCCCUUCUGAUUGUUCACUCAGGAAGCGAAGGACAGACGGGAUAUCAGUUCCUUUUAAGAAACAACUGCUCCUUAAUUUUCGGUAAAUAAAGCCCCCCCUCUCCCCCUCCUCCCGUUCCAACCCCAGUUGCGAGAGCAGCGAGGGCUCCCUGUGCCACUGAGCUUAGGUUUCUCAAUGAUAUCGAUGAUAGCAGCGAAUGAGUGGGCUGGAAAAGCAUAUAAAUCUUAUUUUUAAGACGACAUACUGCAACUUUUAAGUGUAUUCUUUUGCCACGAUUUGUAAUCUGCUUCUCUGCUUCCCUAUGCAGCGAGUGAAAGUUUUAGCCAAAAUUUAUUUGCUGUUGUGUAGUAGUGGUAGUUUGGAGUCUUAUGGGUGUUUUUUAUUACUUUUAUUAUUUUUUUUUCCUCCUGCAGGUCAGUAAAAGGAUUUACGUUGCACUGACAAAAAUACCAAAAUGAAAACUUAUUUUUUAGUUUCCUUUUAGGAUAGCUGGCACUGCUGGCCGGAUGCAUUUUAAGUUUGUAUUAGUUUAUAAAUUAACAGUAAUAACAAGAUUGUAAUGAACAGCAUGGUGCUUGCAGUUUUAAAUAUUGUGGAUAUUAGUCAUGCAUCAGAAAACGAUCUUUGGUUUUUACUGAUUCAACUGUGUUGAAAUCAAAACAUUGCAGCAGCGGAAAAAAAAUUGUUUUUAUUUCAUGUAAAGUUCUGAAGGGAUCAAUUUCAAAUCCUGCUUAUGAUAUGAAAAAAAAAUAUUAAAAAACCUGGUCUAUUGUAGUUUUA
Cuculus canorus (common cuckoo) is the source of this 3700-nucleotide messenger RNA. RefSeq names its product MAF bZIP transcription factor B (gene MAFB). Gene Ontology annotation, molecular function: DNA-binding transcription factor activity, RNA polymerase II-specific; RNA polymerase II cis-regulatory region sequence-specific DNA binding. The record is from RefSeq and is a predicted model, not a curated record. The transcript has a single exon. The coding region runs from base 684 to 1619 and encodes 311 amino acids. Gene Ontology annotation, cellular component: nucleus. Gene Ontology annotation, biological process: regulation of myeloid cell differentiation; regulation of transcription by RNA polymerase II. Lineage: Eukaryota; Metazoa; Chordata; Aves; Cuculiformes; Cuculidae.